This is a messenger RNA of Adineta ricciae, 2787 nucleotides long. The record is from the annotation of a GenBank genome assembly. NCBI's taxonomy places the organism in Eukaryota, Metazoa, Rotifera, Eurotatoria, Adinetida, Adinetidae.
AUGUGUUCGUCAAUUUCCGUAAAAAACGAAGUGUUGGAUCGAUAUAAUGAGUUAUGUUAUGAUUUAAAUAUGGAUAAUGAAACAAAAGAAGAAGCAAUGAAAAAUUAUGUUGAAGUAUUAAAACAUUAUGUGUUAGAAGGUGAUGAAAUUCAUUGGUUAUCGAUUUCAUUAUAUAUUUCAUGUCGAGAAAAUAAAUUUUUAUUGAAAAAUCAAAAUAAUCCGAUCUCGUUAACACGAUUAUUAAAAAGUGCAAAUAAUUUGUCAAUUUUAAAGUUUUUUUCGAAAUUACAUCAAUGGGAAAAUAUGAGAAAUCUUCCUGAAAAUCUUCGAAAAGAAAUUAAUCAAAUUGAAAAAUCAUUUGAAAUUUCUUCAAUAAUUUUUGAAAAAUAUUUACAAAUCUUUUUUUCAAUUUUUCAUGGAAAUCUGGAGAAAUUCAAUUGUAAAAAUGAAAAGAAGAAAAAUUUAAAAUUACAAAAAGACGAAAAAUAUUCGUUGAACGAUUUUUAUUCGAUAAUUUGGACAAUUUAUUCUUUAUCGAAAACGAUUUAUCCGUCGACAUUUAAUAAUUUAAUGAAUUCGUUUCAUUUACUUUUGGCUUCAUUUGAAUUUAUUUAUCAAAUAAUGAAGAAAUUUCAAUUGAAUUUCUUCUUCAAGGAAAAUCUUCGUGAAAAAGAAAGUUUAAUCGAAAUCUUCUCGGAAAAAUAUUCGUGUUCAUUUGAAAUCAUUGAAACAAUUUAUUUUGAACAUUUGGAAAAAGAUUUGAUUGAAAUGAAAAAUUUGAAUUUGUUCGAAAUGAGAAAUUUCAUCACAAAAAAAUACGAUGAAAUUAUUUUAACAAAUUGUAUUAUCGAUGAAAGAAUUUUCUUAGAAAAUCAAAAUUUCUUUUCGGAUUUUCUCAAUUCUUUAAAUGAAAAUCGAAAUUCGAAGACUCAUCUCAAUAAAACACCUUUAACUGCAAAUCAACAUUUUCUUUCUUUCAAUUCCAAUGAAAAACAACAAAAUUUAACUCCAAUUUCUCAAGCAAAUCAAUUAAUCGACAUUUUAUUUCAAAUUUCCAAAAAUCAAACGACAAAACCUUCGAAAAAUCUUCUCAUUCUCAUUGGUCAACAACGUUUCUUAGACGAUUUAAUUGAACGAAUUUCCGAAUGGAAAAGAUUAUUUUUAGAAAAUUAUCAAGAAAAUCAUUUCAUUUCUUCCAAUGAAAGAAAUUCGUGUGAAAAACAUUUUGAUUUUUCAUUGAAAUUAUUUUAUUCUGCAUUGGAAAAUAUUUUAAUUAUUGAAAAAUCACGUUUAGAAUCGAAUCAAAUGACAAAUCAACAAAUUCAACAAUCAUUUCAAAAAUUAAUUUUCAACAAUGAAUUUCUCAAAUCUCUUCUUGGUUUAUGUUUAUUAUUGAAUUUCUAUGCUCAUGGUGAUCAUUAUCAUGAUUUUCAAUGGAUUUGUCAUUUAUAUUCAUUACAAGGAUAUUCGUUUCUCAAAAUGAUUCAAAUUUAUUUGAAAACAAAUAAAGAAAUCUCGAAAUGUCGAUUCUUCAUUAAAUAUUUGUCAUCAAUUGAAGAAAUGAUUUUGUCUUCAUUGGCUUUUGAAGAAAAAUCUCAUUUGUGGAAUGAAAUUCAAUCGAAAGGAAUUUUAACUUAUGAACAAAUUCAACAAAUUCAACACAAAUCUUCUUUAAUCACACCAACAAAUUUAACAAAUCUUUUUCUUCAUUCUCCAUCAUCUUCAAAUCAAGUCAAAAGAAAAUUAUUUGAUUCAACACCAAUUAUUCGAACACAAUCAGAUCCUUUAAGAGAAAAUCUCAUCAAAGAAUCUCCAUACACAAUGUUUUAUCGAAAAUAUUAUCAAUUAGUUUUUACUCGAUUAGAUUUAUUAUGUUCAAGAUUAUUUGGAAGAAAUUCUAAUGAAAUUAAAAAAACUAUUUGGAAUUUUUAUUUAUUUUUAUUUGAAAAUUAUACAAAAAAGUUAUUUUGUCAAAGAGAUUUAGAUCAAAUCUUAUUAUCAACAAUUUAUUUCAUUGCUCAACGAGAAAAUUUCAAUUUCACAUGGAUUUCGCUUCUUCAAGCGUAUAAAUCAAUUCCAAAUUCGAAUUUAAAAACGAUUCGAAGUGUCUUUAUUAAAACAAUUCAUUCCAAUGAAAUUAUCAAUGAAAGAAAUCCAAAUCAACUUUGUUUAACUCCAUCGAAACCAGCGGGAACAAUUCAUUUAUUUGACGAUAAAUUCAUUGGAGAUAUUCACAGUUUUUAUGAAGAAAUCUUCAUCAAAAUUGGCAACUUUGACGAGUUUUUUGCAAAAAAACAUCUCAUCGAUCUUCCAGUGAAAAUCAAAGUGAAUGAAAAUCAAAACGAAAAGAUUUCGAUUAAUGUUGGAGAAAAUCUUUUUGUGAAAUAUUCAUCGAAUUUCAUCAAAUCAAAUUCAUCUAACUCUGUUCAUCAACAAAAUCCAAAUGAUUCGUCGAGACAAUUUUAUCCGAAUUCUUCAGCAAAUAUUUUAUCUUCAUCAAUUCAAGCUGGAGUUCACAAUCGAGUGAAAACAACAACGACGAGAACUGAAGAUGGAAAAUUUUUGACAACGAUUUCCACUGUUCAAGAUAAUCUCAAUCAGAGAAAUGAAAAUCAAUGCAAUAAUGAACACAAAGAGACAAGUCUGCUCUUUGGUCAAUCAUCAACUUGUUCGUUGAAAAGAAAUUUUCAAAAUUUUACCAAUUCAAAUACAGAUUGUUUGACAAGUUUAACGAAAAAGGUUUUACAAAUCGAAAAUGAUCGACAAGUCAAUUCAACUAAUAAUUAG